AUGGUCUGUGAGCAGCUGGAGCAGGUUCAGUCCAGUCUGAAGGAGAGAAGGAAGUCCAUGACAGAGGUGAUCAGUGCAGAGGAGGAGGAGAAGACCGGUCGAGCCAAAGCUCUGAUGCAGAGAUACAGAGACACAGUCGCCGCCAACGAGAAGCUGCUGGAGCGAGCGACCGCCACGAUGGAGGACGCAGACUCUGUGGCCUUUGUUCAGAGUUCUGCAGACGUCUUGGACAAGGUGAGAGCAGCAGUCGCCUCGUGUCCCUCUGAGACUCUGGAUCCUGAGGACGAGAGUCUGAGUCAUUAUCAGUACGACUUCAGCCGUCAGUACCGGGUCCUGGUCACCCUGGACUUCCAAACGGGUCAGAACACACUGGACUCAGGUCAGAACACACUGGACUCGGGUCAGAACACACUGGACUCAGGUCAGAACACACUGGACUCAGGUCAGAACACACUGGACUCGGGUCAGAACACACUGGACUCGGGUCAGAACACACUGGACUCGGGUCAGAACACACUGGACUCAGGUCAGAACACACUGGACUCGGGUCAGAACACACUGGACUCGGGUCAGAACACACUGGACUCGGGUCAGAACACACUGGACUCAGGUCAGAACACACUGGACUCGGGUCAGAACACACUGGACUCGGGUCAGAACACACUGGACUCAGGUCAGAACACACUGGACUCGGGUCAGAACACACUGGACUCGGGUCAGAACACACUGGACUCGGGUCGGAACACACUGGACUCGGGUCAGAACACACUGGACUCGGGUCAGAACACACUGGACUUGGGUCAGAACACACUGGACUCGGGUCAGAACACACUGGACUCAGGUCAGAACACACUGGACUCAGGUCAGAACACACUGGACUCAGGUCAGAACACACUGGACUCGGGUCAGAACACACUGGACUCAGCAGAGCAGGACGUCCCAGAGGAAGCAGAGGUGGAAUCAGAGGCUGAGGAUCCAGAGGACACAGACCCUGUGGAGUCCAACGUGUCCCACACACAGACCGUGAACGACUGUCCCCUGAUCCAACCUCCUGCUGUGCCCCUCCUGCAGCGGGACGGGGACACCGAGGGGGGGAGGGAGGAGCUGGGAGGGAGAGACAGCCAGGAGGAUGUGGACAGUGUGGGAAAUGUGGAGAACAUAGACUGUGCAGAGUUUGUGGACAGAUGUCACAUGGAGACAGUUACGAGACAGAGACGGCCAGAGCUGAUGGACACACACCAGAGCCCAGCAGCUUCUGUGGCAGAGACAGACGAGGGGAUGUCCACACUGCAGGCGGUCACUCUCCUCUUCUACCUUGUGGCCUUCCUGGUCAUCCUGCAGAGGUUCUGGGUGUACGUGGGUCGCUACAUUCUGAUCUAA
Molecule: messenger RNA, 1380 nt
Organism: Knipowitschia caucasica
Lineage: Eukaryota; Metazoa; Chordata; Actinopteri; Gobiiformes; Gobiidae
Source: the annotation of a GenBank genome assembly